Molecule: messenger RNA, 1560 nt
Organism: Symbiodinium natans
Lineage: Eukaryota; Dinophyceae; Suessiales; Symbiodiniaceae
Source: the annotation of a GenBank genome assembly
AUGCGUCGAGAAAUGCGGAGACAUCACACAGAACCAGCGCCUAGGGUGGUUGUGAAGCAAUCGCUGUCGCGCAGCGUCUCCGGACCAGUUCCGCUGGUUCCCCCCGACACCGAGGGGGUGAGAGAACUGCUUGCGGCCGAAGGCACAUCUGCGACACUGAUGGAUGUGGCGAAGGGCAUUAUCGCUAGGCUCCUGGAAAACCCAGAGCUGGAAGGCCCACCAAUGGAGCCGCUGUUUCUUUUUGAUUGCGAUGUGAGGUGGAUAUGCCGCUUGUCUGACAUUUGCUAUGCAGAGCUCGCAUGCGCCCACGAGCGAUUGCUGCGUGGACCUUGUGUUUUGGAAGCCAGCGGCCAGGCUUUGAUCUGGCAGAGGCAACUCACGGACAUCCGCUGCACUUUGCUGGGUGGAGGGCGCUUUCCGGCUUCCUUUCAAAUGACGGAAGACAUCUUCCUGGACAUGGAGAAGACCAGUCGUUUCUUGGAAGCUGCCGAGGACAUGUAUUGCAAAGCAGAUGCUGUACUGUAUCACAACAAUGUGCACGCUGCAGACGUCACGCAAUGUGUGCACGCCUUGCUCGUGCAAUUCGGUUUCGCAUCUUACUUCGAUCAGCUCAGCAUUCUGGCACUUCUCCUGGGUGCUGCGGUGCAUGAUAUGGGCCACGAUGGGCGAACGAACUCCUACCAUGUCAACGUUGGGGACGACAUCGCCUUGACUUACAACGACAUCAGUGUCCUGGAGAAUAUGCACAUCUCCAAGACCUUCAAACUCAUGCGCAGUGCCCAGUCCUCAGUCUUGCAGUUUAAGCUUUCAAGCUGCACGGGUGCAGUGAUGGUCGUGGCAUUUUGCGCAUGGUGCAGGACCCGUCUGCGAACAUACUGGCCGCUGAGCUUGGAAGAUGUUGAGUUUGCAGCACGGGGCAAUUUUAAUGCAGAUCUCGCGCGUGCUCAGGUGAGAACGGUUACCGACGUUUACCAGCUGGUAAAGCUUCGGCUAGACAGCUUAGAAGGCCGUGUUAACGACAGCAACGAAACUAGCUCCUGGGAGCUUUGCGUCGUUGUGGUUUGCAUAUUCUCCAGGUGGGUCACAGGAAACCUUGCGUUUUCUCUCGAUGUUUCAAUUGAAAACAUCCGACAGGCUGACUUCAAGAGUUUGGUCGAGAAGCUGGGCAACGACAUGAUCGAGUGGCACGAAGAGAAAGCCAUGUCUGCGCUGCGGGUGAUGGUCCUCCAUGCGAUGGACAUCUCCAACCCUGCGAAGAUUCUGACCCUGUCGGACAAGUGGUCUGAUCUGCUGCGACAAGAGUUCUUUCUGCAAGGAGAUCAGGAAAAGCAGCUUGGCCUGCCUGUUUCUCCACUGUGUGAUCGCGACACCGUGCGGUUUGCAAGCUCACAGGUUGGCUUCUUUAGCAUCAUUGUGCAGCCUACGUUUGCGCUCUUGGCGGAGUUGCAGUACGGAGUCAAGGAUGUUUUGCUGGCACAUCUACGCAAAAACACGGAAGAAUGGGAAGCGCGCAAGAAGGCAGAGUCGCUCGGCAGAUCCGUCUGGGCAGCUCGCGUCUAG